AUGGAAAAGCCUUCCCUAAAUGUCUAUGGGCAAGCCCAGCUACCACCAGGGCCAAGAUGGUUGCCGAUCGUAGGCAACAUGUUCCAACUCGGUUUGUCUCCCCAGCAGUCAUUUGCCAAACUGGCUGGCAUCCAUGGUCCAAUCAUGACAAUAUGGCUUGGUUCUAUGUGCAGCGUGGUCAUCUCAUCCAACGAGGUGGCUCGGGACAUGUUCAAGAACCAUGAUGCGGUUCUAGCAGGAAGAAAAAUCCUGGAGGCAAUGAAAGGAGAGGGCAAUAAUGAAGGGUCUAUGAUCACAGCUCAAUAUGGACAACAUUGGCGAAUGCUAAGACGACUUUCCACUACAGAGUUCUUUGCUGCAAGCCGGCUAGACUCCUUCCAAGGGGUUCGAAGUAGGUGUAUAGAUAGAAUGGUACAAUUCGUAGAAGAAGCUGGUAGAAAUGGCACUCAAGCCAUAGAUGUUGGAAGAUUCGUUUUCUUGAUGGCUUUUAAUCUUCUUGGAAACUUGAUGUUCUCUAAAGAUUUAUUGGACCCAAAAUCAGAGAAGGGAGCUAAGUUCUUCUACCAUGCAGGGAAGGUGAUGGAGUUGACAGGAAGGCCUAACAUAGCAGAUUUCGUACCAAUUUUUAAAUGGUUUGAUCCGCAAGGUAUAAGGAGAAAUGCCCAAUUCCAUGUGGAAAGAGCAUUUGAGAUUGCAAGUGGCUUCAUCAGAGAAAGAAUGGAGACUAUGGAAAACGGAGGAAGUGAUGAAGGGAAGAAGAAGGAUUUUCUGGAUGUGCUUUUGGAGUUUCGUGGUCAUAAUGAGGAGACUUAUAGGUUUUCUUCAAAAACCAUAAAUAUUAUAAUCUUUGAAAUGUUUAUGGCAGGGACUGAUACAACCACAAGCAUUUUAGAAUGGGCAAUGGCAGAACUUUUACACAAUCCAAAGGAGCUAGAAAACGUCCAAGCUGAGAUUAGAAGCACUAUUGAGCCCAACAACAAGCUUGAAGAGAAGGACAUUGAUAAUCUUCCGUACCUAAAAGCAGUCAUAAAAGAAGCCCUAAGACUUCACCCACCACUCCCUUUCUUAGUUCCACAUAUGGCCAUGGACUCUUGCAAGAUGCAAGGUUAUUAUAUCCCUAAAGAAACACAAAUUCUAGUAAACGUGUGGGCAAUAGGAAGAGACCCAAAGAUUUGGGACAAGCCUUUAAAUUUUAAGCCAGAGAGGUUCUUGGGGUCAAAGAUGGUGGAUUAUAAAGGGCACCAUUUUGAGUUUAUACCCUUUGGUUCUGGACGUAGAAUGUGCCCUGCAGUUCCUCUUGCUUCCCGCAUUCUUCCAUUGGCUUUAGGGUCUCUUUUAUAUGCAUUUGAUUGGGUUUUGGCUGAUGGACUCAAAGUGUCAGACAUGGACAUGUCUGAAAAAAUAGGGAUUACACUUAGAAAAUCUAUUCCCUUGAGGGCUAUUCCUCUGCCUCACAAGUUCAAAGGAGCAUCACAGUAAUGUUGUUAGAUUAAGGACAAUUAAAUAUUUGAUUUGGUCUCUCUACUAUUUAAGACAAAAAAAAGUUUACCAAUUGUCUGCUAAAUAGUGCUGAUAUAUUAUUUGAUAGGCGAAAAAUGGGGAUGAAUGAAAAAAAAGAAAAAGAAAAAAGAAAUUGAUUACAUAUUAGGUAAUUAUUUGACGUGUAAUAAUAAAUUCUUAAAGUAAAUAAUACUUGUAUUGAUCAA
Ricinus communis (castor bean) is the source of this 1706-nucleotide messenger RNA. RefSeq names its product iridoid oxidase. Bases 1 to 1479 code for a protein of 492 amino acids. Lineage: Eukaryota; Viridiplantae; Streptophyta; Magnoliopsida; Malpighiales; Euphorbiaceae. The record is from RefSeq and is a predicted model, not a curated record. The transcript is spliced from 3 exons. Gene Ontology annotation, molecular function: monooxygenase activity; heme binding; oxidoreductase activity, acting on paired donors, with incorporation or reduction of molecular oxygen.